This is a messenger RNA of Orbilia oligospora ATCC 24927, 1590 nucleotides long. RefSeq lists its product as uncharacterized. The transcript is spliced from 3 exons. Lineage: Eukaryota; Fungi; Ascomycota; Orbiliomycetes; Orbiliales; Orbiliaceae. Bases 1 to 1590 code for a protein of 529 amino acids. The record is from RefSeq and is a predicted model, not a curated record.
AUGUUAUUCACAGUGCCUCCGUCUACUCCCGACCCCCUGAUAUCCUUUCACAACUCCACCGACGUCUCAAACCUCACUCUUGCCGCCGCUGCCGCCGGCACAAUCCUUUACGAAAACCAUUCCAUCUUCACUACUCUCUUCACCUACGUCGUCGGCGGAAUCUUUGCAGGUUUCGGAACAGCAUACCAUGAUAUCCUCUGGGCUGCCCGGUCGCCUGCCAAACGAAAAGCGGAAUCGAGAAGAUGGCAUAAUGCUAUAAGUCCCGAAGGUCAUCGGUUCGUUCAAGUUAGAGAAAAGGCCUUAAAGUCGAAUUGGGAAAAUCGGAAAUCGGAAUUAGACGGGAUAUUAGAUAAUAGCCUUGGGUUGGUACGGCAGAGUAAUAGCGGAAGCGGGGAUACCAGAACCGGCGAUGGUAAGCCAGAUUCGAGUUUUGAAGGACAGGACGAGAAAUGGGGCGAUUGGGGCGAUUAUAAGGAAGAGAAAAGACGUCUGGAUGAGAGGGAACAGCUUAGGAAGGAUGCGGGGGGGCAUAGUGGGGAUGUACCAAAAUAUAUACUCGAGUAUGCGCCUUUGAUACAUUUGUAUUCGAAGGAGGAGUACUGGCCCGGUGAUAUCGAUUUACAUCUUCGACGAACUAUUCCCCAAUUAAACUUCACCGACGUCCAUGAAGACGUAACACUCGACAACCUCUCCCUCUUCAACCAGUACGCCCCAUAUCUUUACCUCACCAGCAAAGACGACCCGGAAGCCCACCCCGGUUGGCUCUCCGCACGCUUCAACAUCCCCGACCUGAAGACCGGCAAAUGCGAUGCUCCUGGCACCUUAAUCUGGGUCGACAAGGGCAAUGGUGUUGUCGACGCCUUCUGGUUCUACUUCUACAGCUAUAACCUCGGAAACGUGGUUUUCAACGUGCGGUUUGGAAAUCACGUUGGCGAUUGGGAGCAUAGCAUGGUACGAUUUGUAGAUGGAGAGCCAAAGUAUAUGUUUUUGAGUCAACAUACGGGCGGAGAUGCGUACGUCUGGGAGGCACUUGAAAAGAAGGGCAAGAGGCCUGUAAUCUAUUCAGCAGUGGGCACACACGCCAACUAUGCCACCGCCGGAAAACAAGAAUACAUCGUCCCCUUCGGUCUUCUCGCCGACAACACCGACACCGGCCCCAUGUGGGAUUUAUCCCUCAACAGUAGAAUGUACAACUACAACCUCUCAAACCACCUUCUCCUACCGUCAGCAAAUAACCCGGAAGCCCCGAUAUCGUGGUUCUACUUCGACGGCCACUGGGGCGAUAAAUUCUAUCCGUUUAAUGAUACCCGACAGUACGGAUUACUCGGUGAAGCACAUUAUGUCAGCGGACCUCUUGGCCCGCGAUGGAAGAAUUUGGGAAGAACGGGGGUAUGCCAGAGGGAUGAUGAGGAGUGUAUUAUUAUGACGCAAUUGAGGUAUGGAAGGAAGCGGUGGGAGUGGGAAGCUGAUCCUUUGGAUGGAGGGUUAGAUGUUCCGUGGUGGGCCUUGGGGGGGUUAGACUGGUAUUUGGUAUGCUGGUUUAUGGUGGAAUGGGUUGUGGCUAUAUUUGUGAUUCAUAAUUUCAAGUGA